This is a messenger RNA of Aspergillus steynii IBT 23096, 876 nucleotides long. RefSeq names its product oxidoreductase, short chain dehydrogenase/reductase family. The coding region runs from base 1 to 876 and encodes 291 amino acids. NCBI's taxonomy places the organism in Eukaryota, Fungi, Ascomycota, Eurotiomycetes, Eurotiales, Aspergillaceae. The transcript has 4 exons. Gene Ontology annotation, molecular function: oxidoreductase activity, acting on NAD(P)H, oxygen as acceptor. The record is from RefSeq and is a predicted model, not a curated record. Gene Ontology annotation, cellular component: intracellular anatomical structure.
AUGACCCCCUCCAUCGCCCCCGACCACACCACCCCCGGCGUGCCCGCCUCCAUCCAGAACCCGUCCGUCGCACGCACCUCGGACUUGUUCUCGCUCGGCCACCGCACCGUCGCCAUCACCGGCGGUGGCCGCGGUCUCGGCAUCGUGCUAGCGGCCGCCGUCCUCGAAGCCGGCGGCGACGUCGCCUGCCUGGACCUGCUUCCCGAGCCGAGCGCCGAGGAAUGGGCGACGGUGCAGAAGCUCGCCUCGUCGCGCGGACUCCAGGCUACCUACACGACCUGCGACAUCACGAACGAGGAGGCCACGCAGACCGCGCUGGAGGGUAUUGCGGCGGAGGGGCUGAGACGCGGCAUGCCGCUGCGGGGCGCGAUCACUUGCGCCGGUAUUCAGCAGAUGGUGCCGGCGCUGGAGUACCCGGUGGAUGGAUGGAGGAGGAUGAUGGAUGUGAAUGUGAUUGGGACGUUCAUUCCCGCGAAACACUGCGCGCGUAUCUUCAAGGAGCAAGAUACGCCAGGCAGCAUCGUCAUGAUUGCUUCGAUGUCGGGAUCCAUUGCGAACCGCGGCCUCACCUGCUCCGCAUACAACUCCUCCAAGGCCGCCGUGCACCAGAUGUGUCGCUCCGUGGCGCAGGAAUGGGGCCAGUAUGGUGUUCGCGUGAACACCCUGUCUGCUGGGUACAUCCGGACCGCGAUGACGGACGCCCUCUUGAAGGAGAAGCCCGAGGUCGAAGAGACCUGGAUGCGCGGCGCGUUGCUCGGUCGUCUCGGGGUGCCUGAGGACUUUAAGGCGCCCACGGUGUACAUGCUGGCUGAUGGGAGUGGGUUCAUGACGGGGACGGACCUACGUGUUGAUGGGGGGCACUGCGCUUCUGCUUGA